CAUCCUCACCAAGUCAAACCUAAUGGAGCAGGAGAUCCUCGCCACAGAGGAAGAGCUAGCCGACUUCGCUGCCGGUAGCGUCACAUGCAUCUCACCAACUCUGGAGAAGGUUUUGCUGGAAAUGCGCCUAACGGGCGUGCCGUGCUACGCCUGGGCACAUCUCAAGGUGCUUCUAUUGGCCAAACUGCAGCUGCAACUCGACACAAUGGACGGCGACGCCGCCAGCAAGGGCCGUCGUGCCAGUGUCACGCAGCUGCUCCAGACCUUCGAGAGUCCGCCCUUCACGCUGCAAAGACUCACCGAGAUCAUCCUAGAGCCGCAUCGCAGCUACCGUAGUCUCCCCAAGCUGCUUAACGCACUGGAGAAGCUGCUAGCCGUGAGCUCUACUAUCCAAGUGGUGGAUCCUCGCACAGCCCAAGCCAUCAUGCAACAGUUCCAGAACCCGGGACCACUCGAGAUCGACUCACCUAUUGCUCGGCCAAUAGUAGACGGCGACGUGGUCACUCGUGUGCCCUGGACCGGCACCGAAGCUGCUGCCUAAAAGCGUAGACAGCUUACCUUUUUUUCUAUUUCUCCUUAAUCUAAACAACUUUUUUAAUACACUAAUACAAAUAAAAUAAA
Molecule: messenger RNA, 621 nt
Organism: Phytophthora infestans T30-4
Lineage: Eukaryota; Oomycota; Peronosporomycetes; Peronosporales; Peronosporaceae
Exons: 2
Coding region: 23-541 (172 amino acids)
Biological process (GO): protein dephosphorylation
Cellular component (GO): nucleus; protein phosphatase 4 complex; cytoplasm
Molecular function (GO): protein phosphatase regulator activity
Source: RefSeq, a predicted model, not a curated record